Messenger RNA from Lachancea sp. 'fantastica', 321 nucleotides. NCBI's taxonomy places the organism in Eukaryota, Fungi, Ascomycota, Saccharomycetes, Saccharomycetales, Saccharomycetaceae. The record is from the annotation of a GenBank genome assembly.
AUGAAUUCUAAAGAUCUUACAGUUAAGGAAGCUCAGGAUUCCAAAAAAGAGGUUUCAGACGCCUCUAAACCGUUAAAUAGAAAAGUAGAAGAUGAACAACCGAAUAGUUGUAAAAAGAGUAAAGACGAGUCUGCUACGGAUGACCAGGAGGCGCCAUCCCAAGACCUCGCUUCGUUGAUAGGUUUUACAGGGUUUCAGUCGACAAAAAACAAAAAGGUUCAGCCAAAAAGAGCUGGUGGUAAAAUGGUCGAAAAGAAGAGCACCAAGAAUGCUAAGUACAGACAAUACGUCAACAGAAAGAAUAAGAAACUAGUGCAAUGA